Molecule: messenger RNA, 1033 nt
Organism: Tetranychus urticae (two-spotted spider mite)
Lineage: Eukaryota; Metazoa; Arthropoda; Arachnida; Trombidiformes; Tetranychidae
Gene: ND-ACP
Product: NADH dehydrogenase (ubiquinone) acyl carrier protein
Biological process (GO): fatty acid biosynthetic process
Cellular component (GO): respiratory chain complex I; mitochondrion
Molecular function (GO): acyl carrier activity; acyl binding
Source: RefSeq, a predicted model, not a curated record
UCGUUGUAACCCAAAAUCAUUCGGUUAUGAUAACCGGUCUAGUUUUGCAAAAACAUUUAUCAAGGGUUUAAUUUUUUUGUUUGUUACAGUUGAAUUUUUUUUAAUAAUUCUCUGGUUUUCUUUUAUGCUAGUUCACAAAUUGUAAUUGGUUAAAAAAUGGCCGCAAUUAUUUCUUCACGGAGCUGUCAAAUUCGAGCGAUUGUAAGUCAAAUGUGUCGUGAUGUUAUUCGACCAUCAUUGAGACGUCCUCUAAACACUUCUAUAUUCCAAGCAAGCCAGAGGUUGAAGAUUGAUAAUUUCAAAACUGUUGAGACAAUAAAUAAAACAUCUUACCGGAUGCAUGGUGGUACAUCUCAAAGAAACAGGGUAAAGUUGGAUCCUAAGGUCACUGAGCAGAGAGUAUUGAAAAUUUGCAAAGCCCACGAUCGAAUCGAUGCUAACCAGUUACUCAAAGUGGAUUCAUCGUUGAUCACACUUUCUAGACAUUAUGGACACAAAGCUCCUCUUACCUAUGAUUUUGUUCGUGAUAGAGUCUUACUUGUACUCAGAUUAUAUGACAAAGUUGAUCCCAACAAGCUUACACUGGAGUCACAUUUUAUGAAUGACUUGGGUUUGGACUCAUUGGACCACGUAGAGGUUAUUAUGGCAAUGGAAGAUGAAUUUCAAUUCGAAAUUCCUGACCGUGAUGCCGAAAAGCUACUCAGACCCAUAGAUAUUGUUCGAUAUGUAACUGAUAAGGAUGAAGCAUACUACGAAUUAAGUGAAGAUAACGAGUAUCCUAAAUAAGCAUUUGAAUGUUUAACCAAUGUCUUAAUUUGCAAUUGUUGAAAGAUUGAGGUAAACUGGAUUUCCAAAGAUACAGAGGUAACUCCUGUUUUCUUUGUAAAAAGUGCUGAAAAAUAUAGAUUAAUUGGAUAUUGUUUAUGUAGUCCGAUCAUUCAACAUGAAUAAAUCUAACCGUAACUUAAUUUUUGUCAUCUUUUUUGAGAUUAUAUCUAAACUUAGAACCAUUAAAAAAACCUUUUUUAACAAA